Symbiodinium sp. CCMP2592 is the source of this 2646-nucleotide messenger RNA. Lineage: Eukaryota; Dinophyceae; Suessiales; Symbiodiniaceae. The record is from the annotation of a GenBank genome assembly.
AUGCCGUCAAAGCUGGCAGAUGCCGUUGCGGCGAGCCAGGGUGCAGAGAACCAAAGUGGCCUCGUCGAGCGAAUUACUUGGUUAGAAUGCUUCACGGACAAGGAGCGCACGUCCGAAUUCUGUGAGGCUACUGACCCAGCAGGCAACCUCGAGUCCAACAGCUCGACAGGACAUAAGGAGUACCAAGACAGACUCCGUGCCAUUGCUCUCCGCAAGGAGGGCUUCGAAAAGGCAGAGAUCGCCGAGGCCAUCGGCCGUCCAGCGAAGUUCGUGCAGACGUGGUGGCGGAAAGAGCCAAAAGAAGUGCCGAAGCCCGCAGGGGUUCACGAUUACCUGAGAACGGACUUCUGGCGAGACAUCGAAAUCGUUCGUGGUUUCGGCAAAGGGCAAAGGAUCUAUGAGGAUGCCUUGACGAGCAUGGAUUGGGUCCAGCCCAUGGCCGACGGUCGUGAGUUCAAGAAUGGAGGUGGGUACAGGCUCAAGUAUGACAAAGAAGGCCGCAUGCGGCCGCAGGGCAAUCAGCACGCGAAGGAUGGUGUGAUACCCGGCAGACUGCCAGAGCUUGACAAGCUGAUGCAGAAGGUGAUGGUCGAGCAGGGUAUCGACGACCGUGUGCUGAAGAGGCCAGGCCUGUUGUGGUAUCCUGACGGCCAUGCAGAUGCCAUCGUGCAUCGGCAUGAGGCAUGGACGGCAUUGAUGUCCUUCGGCAGUCCCCGAAUUCUGACAAUUGACGGCCACCCGGUGCUCCUCCGCGACGGCGACCUCAUCGUCUUCGGCACCCAGCGACACGGUGUGCCAAAGAUGUGCUGCGAAGGAUCUACUUUCGGCGACUACGGUGGCCGCAUGUCCGUGGUGAUGUUCUUCAUGCCCACCGGCCAACAAGCCUCAGGCGCAGCACCAUGGAAGGCCAUCCACGACUCUGGGCCAUCGCGCAAGGCAACUGCCAUGCUCCGAGAUGCUGAUUUGGGCCACGACGCGCAGGUUACGGGCCUGCUUUCGGGGGAGCGGGCUUCGGAGAUGCAGCAGCUCAUGGAUAUCGGCUUCGAUGCUCCGCAGGCUGCGACCGCGCUGAAUGCUGCCGGCUUCGACGUUGCAGCGGCCGUGGAGAUGCUCUUGAACCGAAGUGUCCCGCUGCUGGCAGACAACUGUGAGGCUUGCGUCGACAGGUCGGGGCAGAUUGCAGCUCUUCUAUGUCGCUUGGAGGAGAUCCAGGCCUCGAAAUGGGUGCUGCUGCAGGACGGUUCUGCCGAAGCUGCCGCUGCAGCAGAGAAUACGGACUGGGAGGAGACUGCGAUCCUUGAGCAGCUGGAGGAGCUACAGAAGGAUGAGGAUGCAGGCAACGCGAACCUGGCCGCUCAGUUUGCGCAUUACGAGGAAAUGAUUGAUGCUGAAGAUGCUGAGAACUGGGAUGGACGUGGGGAUUUGAUGGUCCGAGAGUGGCGGCGGCUCCAUCUUCACAUCGAGCAGCAAGACCCGUCCACGUGCUAUGCCCUGGGAUGCGGCUCGAUGACGGAGAGGUCCUUUUUCGAACUCCUGUCCCUUCAUUCCAUCCGCGUGCUCUACGACUUCCGUUCGGACGGCGAGCAAGGCCCCUCGCACUUCAAGCCAAGUCAUCUGGAGGGUGCUUGCAAAAGGCAUUCAGUGCAUUACCGCUUCGCGCCCUUGGGCCGCGAAGGGGCAUACGGCAUCCUGAAGCACCUCAAGGAGGACGAGGGCCGCAACAUGCUGGCCGAGCUGGUAUGGUGGGCUCGCCGCAAGCGGACAGCCUUCCUAGGCAAGGAAGAGGACUGGCGUCAAGAUCAUCGCGCUGCGGUCGCCUCACGCUUGGCUGUUGCCGGCCAUGGUGUCAAGCACGUGUCGGCAGAUGGGGCUCUUGAGGACCAUCCGUAUGAUUUUGAGAUGCCCGACUUCAUCGCCGGUGAGGAGGUUCGCCUGCGGCGCCUGGAGAAGCAGCGACUCGCUGGUGAUCUGGCGCGGCCCACGAAAUCCGCAACCUCACGUAGCACUGAGGUGGUCGCGCAGCGGCUCACCCAGCCGCAGAAGGUCAUUGAUGCCGCAGCCGAGCUGCGGAAAGCGAACACUCAGGUUGAGCUCUGCCGCAUUCAACGGCGCCUUGCGGAUGUCGAGCGCAGAUCCGCCUCCUCGGAUGCUAAAGCGGGCCUGGGACCGAAGCUUCUGCACGUGAACAAGUGGGUAAAGGCCCAGGCCGAGGAGCAGCGGGAGAACUUGGCUGCGGGAAAGACUAAGGAUGGCAAAGACAAGGACAAACUUGCCGCAGGUGGGCCAGCACCGUCCUAUGUCUGGACGGGCAGCGGAGGAACAUGCGGUGGCAAUCCUGACUUCCUUGCUGCCAUCUCUUCUGACGAUGUGCUGGCGGCUCCCACCUCCGAGCUCUCGCUCUCCGUCGACGGAGGCGGCUCCGGCGGCUCCGCGGGCUCCGCGGGCUCCGCGGGCUCCGCGCUUCGAGGCAUUGCCUGCAGCGAAGCCGCAGCAUCGCCAGGGAGAGCGGAUGGUGGCCUCGCCAGCGAAACGGCGGCAGCGGUCCAGGAGUCCAUGCACGAAGCCCCGGAAAACUCUGAGCCCUUGCGCGAGCCGCUGUUGAACUGUCGCAGAUGGGCCAAGCGUCAGGGAAACGGUGCUGCCUGA